AUGGCUACACGGCUACCGGGCUUCACCCCGCUCUCGCCUCUGGGUCUUCACCUGCUUCUCCUCCUUGGCUCUUUGUUCGCCCUCGCCCCGCGGACGGUCAAUGCAGCGGGACCUUCCGAACUGGGCAGCUCGGCCCCCUGCCAUCGGGAUGCCAGUAAAUCCAGCGAGCGGUGUGAGCGAGAAUGGGAGCUGCCGGGGGGCAGCGGGACGCCGCCGAAGGCAGGAGAACGAGGAGCAGCGGCUGGGGCCCCGAGGGCACCAAAAAAGGCAAGGGAAGGAGCCAGGACGUUUUGGAGGAGCGGGGACGACCCCCCGAUAUUACGUCCUCCUCAUCCGCUGCCUGAUAUGACACGCGCUGGAUACGGGGCGGAGAAGGGCGUUGUUCCGUCUUUCAGCUACACGCCGGUUCAGAGUGGUAAAAAACGGACAGUACAAAGGACUACCGGAGCGUGCGCGCUGCCACGGCCACACCUAACUCAACGUGGCGCAGCAAGAGCCUUUGUGCGAGCGUUUGGCCUGCGCGACGUACCCGGAAGUGGGAGAAGGUGCGGCGGAGGCGUGUGGAAGAGUGCUCGUGAGGUGACGAGACUCGGACCGCGUCACAAAACAUCACCCGACCUCCUGCCUCUCUUUGGAUACAAUUCAACGGCUCAUAAUGAGGAGAAAGCUGCAGCUUCAAUCGGGAGACUGAGCACUGAGGUCCGUGUAGAGAAGAGGGAGGCUUCUAGAGGUUUCUUUGGCUAUUUAAAGAGCCGAGGAACAAGUGAGCAAGUGUCGUUAGAUGAUGUCAGACCAUCAGAAAGUGGACAGAUGGGGGUUGAGGGAGAGAAGAGGAGGGAGGACGAGAGGGACUGGCUGGAGGGCUCUGCAAGGGGAGGAAAAUUACAGGUGGGGGAGGGCAAGUUAAUAGGGGGGAGAGGACCGUGGGGAAAAGAGGAGGAUGAGAGGCAGAGCAAUUCGAGGACAACAAAGCCAGGCCAAGCUGAGAAGAGAGAUGCAGAGAGAGGGAAGGGUCAGGAUAGGAGCAGUAGCACUGCCACCACCAUACAUCCAGAUAUGAAAAGAUGGAAGAGCGAGAGCCAGAUUGAUGAAAGCAACGAAGGUGAGAGGAAGCCAGAGGGGGAAGCCGAAGAGAAGCACAGCUCAAGGGGAGAGAGGAGCCUGGAAAGUCUGAUAAUAGAGGCAGAUGAUAAAACCUCACAGGAAGAAAAGGCGGGCAAGGUUUUGAUGCCUUGGCCUCGCUCUCGACGGGCAGCCAACAGACAUCCUCAUUUCGCCCUGUAUAACUACCAAGUACAAGUAGCUGAGAACCAGCCACCUGGGACAUCUGUUAUUGUGAUGACUGCCACAGACCCUGAUGCAGGGGAUGCCGGCAGGGUGAGCUAUAGCAUGGCUCCACUGAUGAAUAGCCGGUCAUCUGACUAUUUCCACAUCCACCCCGAUACUGGCCUGAUCACUUCUACUCAGAUUUUAGAUCGAGAACACAUGGAUCUUCAUUAUUUUCGAAUCACGGGAACUGAUCAUGGGUCCCCUCGCCUCUCCGGCACCACAAUGGUUGCCAUUACUGUUGCAGAUCGCAAUGAUCACUCUCCUAUUUUUGAGCAGACAGAGUACAGGGAGACCAUCAGGGAGAAUGUAGAGGAAGGGUACCCCAUCCUUCAACUAAGAGCGACAGAUUUAGAUUCCCCAUCCAAUGCCAAUAUUCGUUACCGUUUUGUUGGCGACACUGCCACGAUUGGGAGAGCUGCUUUUGAGAUAGACCCACGUUCAGGGCUUAUAACAACCCGUGGAGUUGUUGACCGAGAAAUAAACGAGCACUACACGCUUCAAGUGGAGGCGAGUGACCAGGGCAAAGAACCGGGUGCACGUUCAGCCACAGUUAAAGUUUUCAUCACAGUAUUGGAUGAAAACGACAACGUACCACAGUUCAGUGAGAAACGUUAUGUGGUGGCGGUGAAGGAGGACGUCAGACCUCACUCGGAAAUCCUCCGAGUGAGUGCAACAGACCAUGACAAGGACAGUAACGCUGCAGUUCACUAUAACAUUAUCAGCGGGAACAGCCGUGGCCAGUUUUCCAUUGACAGCGUUACAGGGGAGAUUCAGGUCGUGGCACCGCUGGAUUAUGAGGCCGAACGGGAGUACACUCUUCGUGUCCGUGCGCAGGACAACGGCCGCCCACCACUCUCCAACAACACUGGCAUUGUUAGUGUGCAAGUGACUGACGUCAACGACAACCCGCCCAUCUUUGUGUCCACACCAUUCCAAGCUUCUGUACUUGAGAGUGCACCCGUCGGAAGUUCUAUCCUCCACAUACAGGCAAUUGAUACCGAUGCUGGUGACAAUGCACGUCUGGAAUACAGAUUAACGGGCACAAGUUCAGACACACCGUUCAUCAUCAAUUCUGCUACGGGCUGGGUCACCGUCAAAUCCAUUCUUGACAGAGAAUCUGUUGAACACUAUUUCUUUGGUGUGGAGGCUCGGGAUUAUGGCAUGCCGCCUCUUUCUGCCACAGCGAGUGUUACGAUAACAGUUAUGGAUGUGAACGAUAACCGGCCAGAGUUCAUACAAAAAGAAUAUUAUGCCCGCCUAAAUGAGGACGCUGUCGUUGGAACUAGUGUAGUAACUGUCACCGCUGUGGAUCGGGAUGUCAACAGUGCUGUGACUUAUCAGAUAACAGGAGGCAAUACCAGGAACCGCUUUGCUAUCAGCACAGCAGGGGGUGCCGGCCUGUUGUCCUUAGCCCUCCCACUGGACUACAAACAAGAGCGGCGCUAUGUUUUAACUGUCACUGCCUCAGACCGCACACUCCAUGACACCUGUCAGGUGCACAUCAACAUCACUGAUGCAAACACUCACAGGCCUGUUUUCCAGAGUGCACACUACUCUGUCAGUGUAAAUGAGGACCGGCCAACUGGGAGCACUGUGGUUGUCAUCAGUGCAACAGAUGAUGACGUUGGUGAAAAUGCCCGUAUCACAUACUUUCUGGAGGACAAUAUCCCUCAGUUUCGUAUUGACCCUGCAUCAGGGGCUAUCACGCUGCAGACAGAGCUCGAUUAUGAGGAUCAGAUGACCUACACUUUGGCCAUAACAGCCAAAGACAAUGGAAUACCACAAAAAUCAGACACUACGUACGUGGAGGUGAAUGUCAAUGAUGUGAACGACAAUGCUCCCCAGUUUCUCAGCCCCAGGUACCAGGGAACUGUGAGCGAAGACGCACCUCCCUUCACCAGUGUCCUCCAAAUCUCAGCCACUGAUCGGGACGCACACGCGAACGGUCGUGUCCAGUACACCUUUCAAAACGGCGAGGACGGAGAUGGAGAUUUUACCAUUGAGCCAACAUCUGGUAUAGUCCGAACCGUUCGGCGGUUAGAUCGUGAGAGUGUGCCAUUUUACGAACUCACAGCAUACGCAGUUGAUCGAGGCGUACCACCUCAGCGAUCGCCUGUCCACAUCCAAGUGACGAUUCUUGACGUUAAUGACAAUGCCCCUGUCUUCCCUGCUGAUGACUUUGAGGUUUUGGUGAGGGAAAACAGUGCAGUGGGCUCUGUGGUCGCCCAGAUCACUGCCACAGACCCAGACGAGGGUUCAAAUGCCCAAAUUAUGUACCAAAUUGUAGAGGGCAAUAUCCCUGAGAUCUUCCAGAUGGACAUCUUCUCAGGGGAGCUGACAUCACUUAUUGAUCUUGACUAUGAGGCUCGCAACGAAUACGUCAUUGUAGUCCAGGCCACCUCGGCCCCUCUCGUCAGCCGGGCUACAGUACGGAUCAAAUUGGUUGACCAAAAUGACAAUAAACCCACUUUGCAGGAUUUCCAAAUUAUUUUCAACAACUUUGUAUCAAACCGUUCGAACAGUUUCCCCAAUGGAGUAAUUGGCAGAGUCCCCGCCAACGAUCCUGAUGUUUCAGACCGGUUGUACUACACAAUUGACAGGGGCAACGAGCUACACCUGCUGCUGCUCAAUCACUCCAGCGGGGAGAUCCGACUAAGCCGUAAACUGGAUAAUAACAGGCCGCUGGUGGCUCCCAUGCUGAUCACUGUCACAGACGGUGUGCACAGUAUUUCUGCUCACUGCGUCCUUCGUGUCCUCAUCAUCACCGAGGACAUGCUGGGCAGCAGCGUCACAGUCCGCCUGCAGAACAUGUCCCAGGAGCACUUCCUAUCACCACUGCUAAAUCACUUCCUGGAGGGUGUGUCGGCAGUGCUGUCUGUGCCCGUCGAAGAUGUUUUUGUCUUCAACAUCCAGCCGGACAAGGAUGCGGAAUCAGGCGGUAUCCUGAAUGUGAGCUUCUCAGCAGCGCUACCCGGAGGGCACUUCUUUCCCUCCGAAGCCCUGGAGGAACAACUGUACCUGAACCGGCCACGGCUGACCUCGUUGACACAGAUGGAGGUUCUUCCAUUUGACGACAACGUGUGUCUACGCGAACCGUGUCAGAACUACAUGAAGUGCAUCUCCGUGCUACGCUUCAAUAGCUCCGCCCCCUUCAUCUCCUCACCCUCCAUCCUGUUCCGGCCAAUUCACCCCAUUGCCGGCCUGCGCUGCCGCUGCCCAGUGGGCUUCACCGGUGACUACUGCGAGACCGAGAUCAACCUUUGCUACUCUAACCCCUGCCUAAACGGAGGGGUGUGCGCCCGCAAGGAGGGAGGAUAUACGUGCAUCUGUCGGGAGGACUACACUGGUGACCGGUGUGAGUUUGACCGACGACACGGUGGAUGCGUGCCGGGAGUUUGUCGAAAUGGAGGAACCUGUCGGGAGCUUUCGGGUGGUGGUUUCCGCUGCGAGUGUCCGGCCGGAGGGUACGAAAGACCGUACUGCACUGUCACUGCCCGCUCCUUUCCCCCAAAGACCUUUGCCAUGUUUCGGGGCCUCAGGCAGCGGUUUCACCUCUCCAUCUCUUUAACUUUUGCAACACUUGAGAGCAACGGUCUUCUAUUCUACAAUGGGCGGUUUAACGAGAAGCACGACUUUAUUGCUUUGGAGAUUCAAGAAGGACAGGUGGUUCUCAAGUAUUCCACAGGUGAAUCAUCUACCCUAGUAAGUCCUUUUCUUCCUGGAGGUGUGAGUGAUGGGGAAUGGCACACAGUUCACAUCCACUAUUACAACAAGCCAGCUAUACGCUAUCCCAAGCGCAGCAUGAGCGGGGAGGCCCAGGGUCCCUCAGAUGAGAAGAUUGCAGUCGUGAGCAUUGACGACUGCGAUACAGCCUUAUCACUCCGCUUUGGCACACAGCUUGGAAAUUACAGCUGUGCUGCUCAGGGCAAACAGACCAGCAGCAAGAAGUCUCUUGACCUAACUGGCCCAUUGUUCCUGGGUGGGGUUCCCAACGUUCCGGACAACUUCCCAUUUGGCACCAGAGAGUUUAUCGGGUGCAUGAAGGAGCUGCACAUUGACAACAAGCCGCUGGACCUUGCUGGGUUUAUUGCUAACAAUGGAACACAGCCAGGCUGCAGUGCCAAACUUCCUUUCUGCAAGUCCAACCCCUGUCAGAAUGGAGGAACCUGCAGGGUCAGCUGGGAGACAUUCUCCUGUGACUGUCCUCUUGGGUAUGGAGGGAAGGACUGCAGCCAUGUGAUGCCACACCCCCAUCGCUUCCUGGGAAACAGUGCCCUCUGGUGGGACUUAAAGAAUGACGUGACCAUCUCCACGCCCUGGUACCUGGGCUUGGUGUUCCGAACCAGAGCCCGAGAGGGGACGCUUCUUCAAGCCCAGGCUGGCCAGUACACCAGCCUGCUGUUCCAGGUGACAAAUGGUCAGCUUGUGUUCUCUGUGACUCGAGGUUCUACGCGACCCGUGAGGUUGAGGCUGGAUCAAGUUCAAGUGGCAGACGGACGGUGGCAUGACCUUCAGUUGGAGCUGCGAGACGUUCAUAGUGGCCGCGAAACCCGUUAUGUUGCCACACUUCGACUUGACUUUGGACUAUACCAAGGAACAGCAAUAGUUGGUAAUGAGAUUCAUGGACUGAAGGUGAAACAUCUGCAUGUGGGAGGAGUAUUGGGCUCUGGUGAGGUCCAGAACGGGAUCAGAGGGUGCAUACAGGGUGUUCGCCUUGGUGUGAGACCGGAUGGCCCUCCACUGCCGCGCCCCUCCAGAACUGUCAAAGUGGAGAUCGGUUGCAAUGUCGGGAACCCGUGUGUCUCAUCUCCAUGUCCAGGCCACAGCCGCUGUUUGGAUCAAUGGGAGCGCCACACCUGCAUAUGUGAAGCUGGUUACUAUGGGAAAGGCUGCACUGAUGCUUGCCAUCUGAAUCCUUGUGAAAAUGAAGCCCAGUGCCACAGGAAGCCCAGCACAUCCAAUGGUUAUAUCUGUGACUGUGGAGACAACCACUAUGGACAGUACUGUCAAAAUAGGAUUGACCAUCAGUGUCCAAGAGGUUGGUGGGGCUCUCCCACCUGUGGACCAUGUCAUUGUGAUGCCAAUAAAGGCUUCGACCCCGACUGCAACAAGACAAGUGGACUAUGUCAAUGCAAGGAGUUUCACUACCGUCCAUGGGGCUCGGACAGCUGCCUGCCAUGCGACUGCUACCCUGUCGGCUCUUUUUCGCGGACAUGUGACUCCGAGACUGGCCAGUGCCCAUGCCGGCCCGGGGUGAUUGGUCGCCAGUGCAACACGUGCGACAACCCAUUUGCUGAGGUCACAAACUCAGGGUGUGAAGUCAUUUAUGAUGGCUGCCCCAAAACCAUCACUCAGGGGAUCUGGUGGCCGCGGACUAAGUUCAACCUUCCUGCUGCAGUGCCUUGCCCAAAAGGUUCUGUGGGGGCUGCCAUCCGACACUGUGAUGUUGAGAGAGGCUGGAUGGAACCAGACCUUUACAACUGCACUUCCCCGCCAUUCGUAGAUCUUAAUGCUGCUCUGGAUUCACUUGAACGCAAUGAGACAGAGCUGAACACAAUCAUGGAGAAGAAGCUCGCGCACCAGCUCCGUGAUGUCACCGAAGCGACCGGCCGCCUCUAUGGUAAUGAUUUGCUCAUUGCUGAGCGAUUGCUGUCACGCCUUCUCACCUUUGAGACCCUUCAGAGUGGCUUUGGACUCACCGCCACUCAGGACGCACACUUUAAUGAGAACAUCCUACGUGGCUGUAGUGUGCUGCUGGGUCCUGGAACGGAGGGGCUUUGGCGUGCCCUUGCCCAGGGUCAGAACCAUGUUCCCAGUGGUCCGGCUGAAUUGUCCGAGUUGCUGGGGCAGUACACGCAGAAUCUGGCCCAGAAUAUGAAGCUCACCUACCUCAACCCUGUAGCACUGGUGGCUCCCAAUAUUGUCAUGAAUCUAGAUCGAGUGGAGAACCAUACUCACGUACGGCGACGUUUCCCGCGUUACCAUACCACGCUGUUUCGUAGUCAGGCAGUUUGGGAUCCCUACACCCAUGUGAUAUUACCCCCUGCCGCCCUUGUGCCACAACGACAACAGCAACACAACUGGAAGGAAAAGGACCGCACAGAGAAAGAACACAUACUUCUUCCUAGCAUUGUUCAAGAACCAGUCAGUUUCUCGGCCAACCAGACAGGAGAGCACACUGCGGCCCGGCGAGCAAUUGCAGCACCUGAAACCCCUAUCACCAUUGUCAUUUUGCUCAUUUACCGCAGUUUGGGAGGAGCUCUCCCUCCCAAAUAUCACACGGACAGAAGAGGAGUGAGACUUCCCAGGCACCCGGUCAUGAACUCUCCAGUGGUUACCAUUUCUGUCUACAACAAUCAAACCUUUGUUGGUGGACAUUUGGACCAGCCCAUUCUACUUGAGUUUAAGCUACUGGAAACAGCCAAUCGUAGCAAGCCACUGUGUGUACAAUGGAACCACAGCAGCCAAUGUGAGAUUGGUGGCUGUUGGACAGUGAGGGACUGUAUAGUGGUUUACAGGAACACCUCACAUGUCCGCUGUCAGUGUCAAAGGCUGGGCACCUUCGGAGUGCUGAUGGACAGUUCGCAAAGAGAGCAGUUGGAGGGUGAUCUGGAGACCCUCGCCCUGAUCACAUAUUCCUCACUGGUGCUAUCCAUGCUGGCUCUGCUCCUUACUGUCCUGGUCCUGUCUUGCCUCCGAGGCCUCAAGUCCAACACCAGGAGCAUCCAUUCCAACACAGCGGCAGCCAUGUUUUUGUCUGCGCUUGUAUUUCUGUUGGGUGUGAAUCAGACUGAACAACAGUUCCUGUGCACGGUGGUGGCCAUUCUGUUGCAUUAUUUCUUCAUGUCCACCUUUGCCUGGAUGUUUGUGGAGGGCCUUCACAUCUACCGCAUGCAGACUGAGCAACGCAACAUCAACUUCGGUGCCAUGAGGUUCUACUACGCCAUCGGCUGGGGCGUGCCUGCCAUUAUUACUGGUCUGGCUGUAGGCCUAGAUCCAGAGGGUUAUGGAAACCCAGACUUCUGUUGGAUCUCCAUCUACGACAAGCUCAUCUGGAGCUUUGCCGGUCCAAUCGGCAUCGUCAUACUGAUGAAUGGAGGAAUUUUCAUGAUUGUAGCCAAGAUGUCUUGUAACACCUCUCAGAAGGAGACCAAGAAGCUUCCAGUCAUUGCAACCAUCCGCAAUGCCUUCCUGCUGUUGAUGGUGGCCACCUCCACUUGGCUGUGCGGUUUGAUGGCCGUGAAUAACAGCAUUCUGGCAUUCUACUAUAUAUUUGACGUCCUGUGCCUCGUCCAGGGUCUGUCAGUCUCCCUGGUCUUCACUGUGUUCAACUCUGAGGUGAAGGAGGCUUGGAGAGUUGCCUGUUUGGGUAAAAAGAUUCCUGGAGAGGAGCCGCCAAGACCAACACAGAAUUCUGCACAGAAUCCAUAUCACAAUGCUUCACUGCUGGAGCAGAGCGGGCUACAUCGCAUCACUCUGGGAGCAUCCACCAUUUCCUCUGUCAGCUCCGCCAGAGAGAAUCUUUUAGCUCGUCAGACUCUGGAACAAAGCAUUGUUCAAACUGGAGCAACGGACCUGGAUGUUGCCAUGUUCCACAGAGAUGGAGGUGAGGAUUCUGACUCCGAUUCUGACCUUUCUAUGGAGGAGGAGCGUAGUUUGUCCAUACCGUCAUCUGAAAGCGAGGACAACGUACGUCUACGCGGGCGCAUCCAACGGCGUUUCAAGCGCUCCAAUCACGGCGAGCGCCUGCUGACUGAGCCAACCAACAACGGCACCAAAGAUCUGGAUGGCAACGACCUCUUGUCUUACUGGCCAGCUCUGGAGGGAUGUGACAAACACACCCUUCAAAAGUGGGGCUCUGAGCGCCCACUAGGGGCUGAUUACAGCAAGGAUGCAGCAAAUAACAACCAAGCCGACGGAGCCCUCACGAGCGGCGACGAGAGUGGUCUCACACAGCCACACAGGCACCGCAAGGGUAUCCUGAAGAAUCGUCUUGGCUGUCCCCCCACCCUCCAGGGUCUUUCAACAGUGGGACGCGGGGCCAGUGAGCUAAAUUGGUACCGUACCUCGACCCUGGGACACCGAGGCGUUCCCGCAGCCUCCUAUGGCCGUAUGUAUUCGGCUUCAGCUGGUGCCGGAGGGGGUACUGGCUCCCUCUCUCAACCGGGUUCCCGCUACUCUUCGAGGGAGCACCUGGACUCUCUCGCCCGGAGGCAGCUGUCUCGGGAUCCUCUCGGGAGGCAAACCGUUGGGGGGUCGAGGGACCGGCUAGACUCUCGAGGAUCCAGGGACAAUCUGGACCUCUUACCAAGGAGGAGGGAACUGGGCCAGGGAGCAGGCAUGGCUGGGUUGGGACCAGAUCACCAACGGGUGUCGGCAUCCAGGGAGAACUUGAGCUCCUCCAGGGACAGACUGGACAACCAUCACUCGAGCACUAUCCACGCCUCGCGAGAGGACUUGAGGGGAAAUGGGGUUGCUUUGGGAGGUGACGCGGAGGGUACCCUGAGCGGCUCCAGAUCUCAGUUGAACAUGCAAAGCCGGCGUCAGACUUCAACAUCUCGGGAGCACCUGGCCGGGGGCCUGAUGAGCAGUAAGUCCAGGGAGCAGCUGGAGACCAAUGGGGUAGGAGCGCAGGCCCAACCAUGUCGGGAGUGGCUACGCUCCCUCCCGCCCCGCCAGCCUUCGCACCCCGACCAGCCGCCAUCGUCCCCACCUCCUCCCAUCUCAGAGGAGCCCCAGCAAGAGCCCUUCCCCUCAUCGGUUCACAAUAGAGGACGCCUGGACUCUGCAUGUAGGUACCCCGGCCAGACGGCCCCACCUGGCACAUGUUUGAACCCUCUGGGAAGACAACCUUCAAGUGAACAUCUGGAUAUUCUCUCCUCCAUCCUUACAUCCUUCAACUCCUCCGGCCCCACUCCACCCAAUGCUGCCUCUAACUCUGGGUCUAAUGGCCCCCACACCCUGUCGCAGUCUGCCACCUCCCACAGCGUAUCUGAAGUGUCCCCUGACUCGGAGGUCAACAGAAGCGAAGGACAGUCUUGA
Molecule: messenger RNA, 10371 nt
Organism: Nerophis lumbriciformis (worm pipefish)
Lineage: Eukaryota; Metazoa; Chordata; Actinopteri; Syngnathiformes; Syngnathidae
Source: RefSeq, a predicted model, not a curated record